This is a messenger RNA of Cladophialophora psammophila CBS 110553, 1560 nucleotides long. RefSeq lists its product as uncharacterized. The transcript has 2 exons. Gene Ontology annotation, molecular function: transmembrane transporter activity. Lineage: Eukaryota; Fungi; Ascomycota; Eurotiomycetes; Chaetothyriales; Herpotrichiellaceae. The record is from RefSeq and is a predicted model, not a curated record. Gene Ontology annotation, biological process: transmembrane transport. Bases 1 to 1560 code for a protein of 519 amino acids. Gene Ontology annotation, cellular component: plasma membrane; fungal-type vacuole membrane.
AUGACUUCGUACGAGAAGAACGGCUACGAUGUCGAAUACCAGUAUCCCGUCUCAUCGGGCGACAAACACCACUCAGUGGUCCCUCCGGACGCCUCAGGCGCUGUCCAUGGGGAAUCAUUUGUCAUCGGGGACUCGGCCUAUGCAAAGUUACAACGUCUGGCAGGACGGUUCAAUAUUGAACAGCGAGGUAUUGAGCGAGUGCCUGAAGAUGAACGGACGGAUAAGAGUGUUUUCAAAGUCGGCACCAUGUGGCUUGCCGCCAACAUGGUCGUUUCUUCCUUCGCCAUUGGCGUCCUCGCUGUGCCCGUUUUUGCUUUGGGCUUCGUCGACUCGGUGCUCACUAUUCUCUUCAUCAAUAUCCUGGGGAUUUUGCCUGUCUGCUUCUUCUCGACAUUUGGUCCUCGAUUCGGCAUGCGCCAGAUAAUCCUCGGCCGCUUCUGGUUUGGGUAUUACGGAGUGAAGAUCAUCGCCAUCUUCAACUCCCUGGCUUGUCUUGGCUGGUCUUCCGUUAACGUCAUCGUCGGCGCCCAAUUCCUCCGAGCAGUCAAUGAUAACUUCCCGUCAGCGGCAGCUAUUAUCGUCCUUGCGGCAGGAACCUUCUUGAUCACCCUGUUCGGCUAUAAGGUCGUGCACUUCUAUGAGAUGGUCUCCUGGAUCCCUUGCUUCAUCAUUUUCCUCAUCACGUUAGGUGUGUUUGCUCACCGAGGUGACUUCGUCAAUAUCCCUAUGGGUAGUGGCGAAGGCGAGGCAGGGUCCGUCUUGUCUUUUGCUGCUUCGAUCUUCGGAUUUGCCACAGGCUGGGCCUCCUAUGCCAGCGACUACACAUGCUAUCAACCCGUCAACACGCCACGGACCAAAGUCUUCGUCUAUGUCUUCAUUGGUCUCUUAUUCCCGUUAUGCUUCACUCAGAUGCUCGGUGUGGCCAUUGCGACCGCAAUCCCCUCGAACCAGGCGUAUGCAGACGCCUACGCAAAGAACGCCGUUGGUGGCCUCUUACAUCAGGUCCUCGUUCCGCGGUUAGGUGGCUUCGGAGAAUUCUGUCUUGUUGUCCUAGCUCUGGCGACUCUCGCCAACAACGUCCCGAACAUCUACUCACUCACGUUUUCUUUGCAGAUUCUCACACACUACGCGCAGAGAGUCCCACGAUUCCUUUGGACGCUCGUUGGAACGGUCAUCUACUGUGCCAUUGCGAUCCCAGGCUAUGACCAUUUCGAAUCUGUGCUGGAGAACUUCAUGCUGGUGAUCGGGUAUUGGCUCGCUAUCUACGAAGGUAUUGCUCUGCCAGAACACUUCCUCUUCAAGCGCGGGUUCUCGGGCUAUGUUCCAGAGUAUUACGAUCAGCCGAAACAGCUACCUCCUAGCAUUGCUGUCUUGGGUGCAUUCCUUUGCGGUGUGCUAGGUGCUGCGAUGGGAAUGGCUCAGGUCUGGUAUAUCGGUCCUAUUGGCAAGCUGAUUGGGAUCGGGUAUGGUGGAGAUAUUGGAUUUGAGUUGGCAUUCUCAUUCACGGCUGUCACGUAUGUCCCAUUUAGAUGGUUGGAGAGGAGACACUUCCAUCGAUAG